Messenger RNA from Ostrinia furnacalis (Asian corn borer), 1436 nucleotides. Its product is annotated as trypsin 3A1-like. NCBI's taxonomy places the organism in Eukaryota, Metazoa, Arthropoda, Insecta, Lepidoptera, Crambidae. Gene Ontology annotation, molecular function: serine-type endopeptidase activity. Gene Ontology annotation, biological process: proteolysis. The record is from RefSeq and is a predicted model, not a curated record. Bases 256 to 1056 code for a protein of 266 amino acids. The transcript is spliced from 5 exons.
UUUCUCGUGAAUACUCGGAAUAUCUCGCCAACUGUGCUACCGGCUUUAGAAUAUUUCAAAUUGAAGGUAGUUACCAGAAUCAGCUCCACAAUUAAAAUGUUUUGGUCCAUUCCAUUAUCACAAAAAAACAACGCCAUUUCUGAGUAACGCUAAUUAAAAUAAACUAAUAACAUAUUCAAUCGCAACUUGAUAAGAGAGAUCAUUAACAACGGGACAACAACAGAACUGGUGCUGGUGCGAGUAUCGGUUGCAGCCAUGUCUGUGCGCGUACGCAAUUUGUGCAUUUUUGCACUGAUUUGUAUUUCGAUUCAUCAUGUUGCUGGGACUACCACAACGUCCACACCCAGCCCUCCAAGAUACAUCGCAAAGCCGAUAUCAAUCAAGCGGGUUCCAUACAUGGCUUCGCUGCACGAAUGCCCGCGAGGAGCGUGUCUGGCCAGCGUGAUACACAAGCGGUUCCUACUGACCGCUGCCAGUAGUCUAGUGCUGGACUGGAAAGGGAAUCUUGCAAACCUGACUAAAGCCCGAGUAGGGAGUAAGUACCUGGACAAGGGUGGCCAAUUGUAUGCCAUAGAAAAGUUGAUUCCGCACGAAAAAUACUUGACGUUCGUUGGCGAUUACAACAUUGGACUGGUGAAGUUGGCCAUGAAGAUCGAUUUUGGGUCAACAGUUGACCGAAUCAAGCUUGGAAAGAAAGUUAUCAUCGGCGAUUUGGUGGAUAUCAUCGGAUGGGGGGUAGGAGAGAAUUUACAGAACUCAACCAAAGGAGCAGUCCACGAGGUUCCAUCGCUUCCUGUGCUGGUGCCGAGGAGGUGCCAGGGCGCUCUGUUGGGGCGCAUCAUCCACCCGCGGAAUAUGUGCGUGGAAAUAGCAGGGGUCCCGCCCGGGGACUUUGUGUGCGACGAAGGCGGCCCAGUGGUGGUAAACAACUCCAUAGUGGGCGUAGGCUCCACAUUUUGGGGCUGCGGCCUGCUGCCCGGGGUCUAUACGCGAGUGUCGCGCGUCAAGCGCUGGAUACGUCAGGCGAUUGACAACAACACCUACAUCGAUUUUUAGUGUUAUAAGUUUUAUUUAAAGCCACAUCACGCAUUCAAUGAGGGCUAUCGUUUUAGCGCUCACCACUUAGCGCCACUGUAGAGUAAGGUCCUGUCACUUGCUAGUAGCGAAGACAGUGGCACCAACUGGUGAGCGCGAAAGUGGUAGGAGGACUAUCGCAUUUGCACUCAUCAAGAUGGCGCCACUGUAGAGUAAGGUCCUGUCAAUCAUCAGGGGUGCCAACUGUUAAGUAUAAAAACGAUAGACCUCAUUCAAUUCCGCAGCUCAUUCAAUCUCGCGGGAUUAAAGUAAUCCCGGAAUAUGCAUCCGAUAACUGGUUAUCACCACUUUUGAAGAUACUUAUGCUCUAAAUUACGAAUUACGAGAAAGUUUGAGCGCCA